AUGAACUUAUCACAAGGCAUCAAACACCAAAUUGUUCAACAUUUGAAUGAGCUUAAAACGGCUUUUGAAAAAUACUUCCCUAAAUGUGGAAAAGAAGACCACUGGAUUAUGUUCCCUUUCAGUGAAAUUUAUUUCAAAUCUGCAGUUUUAUCAGCCCGUGAAAAAGAAAAAUUGAUUGAACUGAAAACGGACUCUUCACUUCAAGCAGCAUUUCUUGAAAAAAAAUCACUUAUCACCUUUUGGGCUAAUGUGAAAUACGAAUAUCCUGAGCUUUCUUACAAAGCAUUCAAUGUUUUACUACCGUUUACGAGCUCUGUAUUAGUGGAGAGAGCCUUUUCGUCAUACACAUUUAUUAAAAAUAAGUGCCGCAAUAGACUCUCGGUGAGUUCAGACUUACGAGUUUAUUUAUCAUCCGUGGAGCCAGAUUUCAAAAAGUUAAGUGCUAGCAAACAAUCUCAAGGAUCACGUUGA
Messenger RNA from Cinara cedri, 471 nucleotides. NCBI's taxonomy places the organism in Eukaryota, Metazoa, Arthropoda, Insecta, Hemiptera, Aphididae. The record is from the annotation of a GenBank genome assembly.